Sorex araneus (European shrew) is the source of this 2310-nucleotide messenger RNA. It is a transcript of the gene FZR1, whose product is annotated as fizzy and cell division cycle 20 related 1. Gene Ontology annotation, molecular function: protein binding; anaphase-promoting complex binding; ubiquitin ligase activator activity. The record is from RefSeq and is a predicted model, not a curated record. Gene Ontology annotation, cellular component: anaphase-promoting complex. The coding region runs from base 229 to 1722 and encodes 497 amino acids. The transcript is spliced from 14 exons. NCBI's taxonomy places the organism in Eukaryota, Metazoa, Chordata, Mammalia, Eulipotyphla, Soricidae. Gene Ontology annotation, biological process: positive regulation of anaphase-promoting complex-dependent catabolic process; anaphase-promoting complex-dependent catabolic process; positive regulation of ubiquitin protein ligase activity.
GCGUGGCCGGCGACGGCGGAGCAGGAGCGCCGCCAUAUUUCGGUUCGCGGAGCCCCCGGAGCGCCAGCGGCGGCCGCGGCCCGAGCUGACGGAGCGUCGGGCGGGCGUCCGGGCGGAGGUGGCAGCGGGGCGGCGCCCACACCGGCCGGGCCGGCGCAGCCAGCGGACGCCGUGAGCGAGCCAGGCUGACUUGGGGCGCCCAGGGGGCGGGCGGGCCUGCCCGACGCCAUGGACCAGGACUACGAGCGGCGCCUGCUCCGGCAGAUUGUCAUCCAGAACGAGAACACCGUGCCGGGUGUGAGUGCCCGCGUGGCGGAGAUGAGGCGCACCCUGACCCCUGCCAACUCGCCCGUGUCCUCCCCAAGCAAGCACGGGGACCGCUUCAUCCCCUCCCGGGCUGGCGCCAACUGGAGUGUGAACUUCCACAGGAUCAAUGAGAACGAGAAGUCUCCGAGCCAGAACCGCAAGGCCAAGGACGCCACAUCUGACAAUGGCAAAGACGGCCUGGCCUACUCGGCGCUGCUGAAGAACGAGCUUCUGGGCGCAGGCAUCGAGAAGGUGCAGGACCCGCAGACCGAGGACCGCAGGCUGCAGCCCUCCACGCCCGAGAAGAAGGGGCUGUUCACGUACUCUCUCAGCGCCAAGCGCUCCUCCCCCGAUGACGGCAAUGAUGUGUCUCCCUACUCCUUGUCCCCUGUCAGCAACAAAAGUCAGAAGCUGCUGCGGUCGCCACGGAAACCCACCCGGAAGAUCUCUAAGAUCCCCUUCAAGGUGCUGGACGCGCCCGAGCUGCAGGACGAUUUCUACCUCAACCUGGUGGACUGGUCCUCCCUGAACGUGCUCAGUGUCGGGCUGGGCACCUGCGUGUACCUGUGGAGUGCCUGCACCAGCCAGGUGACACGGCUCUGUGACCUCUCCGUGGAAGGGGACUCCGUGACUUCCGUGGGCUGGUCUGAGCGGGGAAACCUGGUGGCCGUGGGCACACACAAAGGCUUCGUGCAGAUCUGGGAUGCAGCCGCAGGGAAGAAGCUGUCGGUGCUGGAAGGGCACACGGCGCGCGUAGGUGCGCUGGCCUGGAACGCGGAGCAGCUGUCCUCCGGGAGCCGGGACCGCCUGAUACUGCAGCGGGACGUGCGCACCCCGCCCCUGCAGGCCGAGCGGCGGCUGCAAGGCCACCGGCAGGAGGUGUGCGGCCUCAAGUGGUCCACGGACCACCAGCUCCUGGCCUCCGGGGGCAAUGACAACAAGCUGCUGGUCUGGAACCACUCGAGCCUGAGCCCCGUGCAGCAGUACACAGAGCACCUGGCGGCCGUGAAGGCCAUCGCCUGGUCCCCGCACCAGCACGGGCUGCUGGCGUCGGGCGGGGGCACCGCGGACCGCUGCAUCCGCUUCUGGAACACCCUGACGGGGCAGCCGCUGCAGUGCAUCGACACUGGCUCCCAGGUCUGCAACCUGGCCUGGUCCAAGCACGCCAACGAGCUGGUGAGCACGCAUGGCUACUCACAGAACCAGAUCCUGGUGUGGAAGUACCCCUCGCUCACGCAGGUGGCCAAGCUCACCGGCCACUCCUACCGCGUCCUCUACCUGGCCAUGUCCCCCGACGGAGAGGCCAUCGUCACGGGUGCUGGGGACGAGACGCUGAGGUUCUGGAAUGUCUUCAGCAAAACCCGCUCCACAAAGGAGUCCGUGUCCGUCCUCAACCUCUUCACACGCAUCCGGUAGAGGCGGCGCCCGCCGGCCCAGGGCCCCAAUGCUCAUUAAAGUCUCAUUCUCAACCCUCUGGGCCGCUGCUUGGGGCGGGCUGGGCGGACCCCCGGAGCUGCCAGCCUGCCAGCCAGCCAGCGGACAGCACGCCUCGGGGACAGCAGGGCCGGGCGCCCACCUGGCCGAGUCAGCCGGAACUGCUGAGUCCGACUCGUGGAUGGAUCCGCCUGCCCAGCCCCCGGCCGCCCGCGCUGGGACCCCCAGGAGCCUGAAGGGGAGGGGAGCGGGGGCCCCCCGCGGUGCUCCUGGGCUCCCCGCAGCCGGUCCCGACCCUCCGCCCUGUGGCCGGCGGCGCGGCCCCUGGCCCCGGGCGCGUGCAUGUGUACAUAUGUAUCUGUGAGCCGAGUCCUCUGUCCUCCCGGCGGCCCGAGGGGCCCAGUGUGCCCAGGCCGUGGCCCUCGGCGCCGCCGUCGUGUCCUUUGUUUGAGUCUCUUGUGUGGGGGUCCCGCGGGGGGAGGGGCUGCCCCCUGCCCGCCCCCUCCCCGAGCCGGCCGCCUCGCGUCUCGCCAUUAAACUCCGCCGUGGGGCCAGCCCGGGACAGCUGUC